GGGGCGGAGACGGCGGGCGCGGAGGACGCGGCGUUGGGACCGGGAUCUGCUGCGGCUCGGGCGGCGCCUCCCUUCGGCGGCCCGCCCGGCUCCGGUCCAGCCGGGGCGAUGCUCCCCGAGGCCGCGGGAUGAGCCAGUGACUCGGCUGGCCCGGGCAUGGCAGACCCCGUGGCGGGCAUCGCCGGCUCUGCAGCCAAGAGUGUGCGGCCGUUCCGCUCAAGCGAGGCCUAUGUGGAGGCCAUGAAGGAGGACCUGGCCGAGUGGCUCAACGCCUUGUAUGGCCUGGGUCUGCCCAGCGGUGGCGACGGCUUCCUGACGGGGCUGGCCACGGGAACCACUCUGUGCCAGCAUGCCAACGCCGUCACUGAGGCCGCCCGCGCCAUGGCUGCCGCCCGGCCGGCCCGCGGGGUGGCCUUCCAGGCCCACAGCGUGGUGCCGGGCUCCUUCAUGGCCCGAGACAACGUGGCCACCUUCAUCGGCUGGUGCCGCGCGGAGCUGGGUGUGCCCGAAGUGCUCAUGUUUGAGACGGAGGACUUGGUGCUGCGCAAGAACGAGAAGAGCGUGGUGUUGUGCCUGCUGGAGGUGGCGCGGCGCGGGGCCCGCCUCGGCCUGCUGGCCCCUCGCCUCGUGCAGUUCGAGCAGGAGAUUGAGCGGGAGCUGUGCGCCGCGCCCCCGGCCCCCAACGCCCCCAGUGCGGGGGAGGACGCCGCCGAGACCACCGCCCCGGGAGCUCCAGCCCGUGGGCCGCGCAUGACGCCCAGCGACCUGCGCAACCUCGAUGAGCUGGUGAGGGAGAUCUUGGGGCGCUGCACCUGCCCAGACCAGUUUCCCAUGAUCAAGGUCUCGGAGGGGAAGUACCGCGUGGGAGACUCCAGUCUGCUCAUCUUCGUGCGGGUGCUGAGGAGCCACGUGAUGGUGCGUGUGGGAGGCGGCUGGGACACGCUGGAGCACUACCUGGACAAGCACGACCCCUGCCGCUGCUCCUCCGCGGCCCACCGUCCGCCCCAGCCCAGGACGUGCACCUUCUCCCCGCAGCGAGUGUCACCCAGCCCCAGCCCCCGAGCUGGCAGCCCAUCCCCAGGGGGGGAGCGCCGGGGCUCCCGCCCAGAGGUGACACCCAUUGGCUUACGCAGCUGGAAGGAGGGGCCCGAGACCCCACUCAGGGCCCGGGACCAGCUGCCCCCCCAUCCCCGCUCCCGCCGUUACUCUGGGGACAGCGAUUCCUCAGCCUCCUCGGCCCAGAGCGGCCCCCUUGGUGCCCGCAGUGAAGACUCAGGCACUGGCCCCCGGCGGGAGCGUCCCAGCCGGCGUGUGACCACGGGCACCCCGGCCUCCCCGAGACGGCCUCCCGCCCCACGCAGCCAGUCCCGGGACCGGCUGGAUCGGGGGCGGCCGCGUGGGGCCCCAGGAGGCAGGGGAGGCCAGCUGUCGGCCCCCAGCCCUGCCCGGCGGGCCCGGAGUCAGAGCCGUGAAGACCAGGCAGUGCUACUGGUGCGUCGGGACCGAGAUGGGCAGCACUCCUGGGUGCCGCGGGGCAGAGGCAGUGCGGGCUCGGGCAGAAGUAGCCCCCACACUCCCCGUGCCCACAGCCCUGCAGCUCCCAGGGUCCCCAGCCCCAGUCCAGAGUUGAGCACAAUCCCGGCCAGUGUCUUCCGCACACCCCUGCAGCUUGACCCAAAGCAGGAACAGCAACUGUUUCGGCGCCUGGAAGAGGAGUUCCUAGCCAACGCCCGAGCCCUUGAGGCUGUUACUGGUGGGACCCCCAGUGGACCAGCCCCUGACCCAAUUCGGGCCCCAGACCCUCCAGCUCCUGACUCAGCCUACUGUUCCUCCAGCUCCUCCUCUUCGUCCCUCAGCGUCCUGGGUAGCAAGUGUGGGCAACCUGGGGACUCUGGCAGGAUGGCCAACGGGCUGCCUGGGCCCCGAGGCCCAGUCCUGUCCAGCUCUUCUGAUGAGGGCAGCCCCUGCCCCGGUGUAGGGGGCCCACCAGAUGCACCCGGGAGUCCUCUGACCGGCCCAGAGCCCCUGAGGACCUGGGCACGAGGCCGGAUGGACACACAGCCAGACCGAAAACCCUCACGCAUCCCCACACCAAGGGGCCCCCGCCGCCCACCCGGACCCACGGGGUCCGGGACCUGGCAUGCCCUUCAGUCAGCCAGCCCAAGGACCGAGCCGGAUUCCUGGAUGUGACGGACCAGCCCAGCUGCCCCCAGUCCCUUGUUCCCUCUCUUUUUCCUUUGUGGCCUUAACCCCUCUGCAUCAGGGAGUGCCCCUGCCUCUUGGGGACCAGACCUCAUGGGACCAGACCCCUCGGGACCACAUGGCACAAUGGGACUUCUGGUGUACAUUCCGCUUGGGGGAUGAGCAUUGCUAUUUAAUUACUAAUAUUAUUGAAUGCCUUAGAGGAGGCUGGGCCAGCCCAGUAAGGACCCUUCCUGAGGUCCCGUGGCCCUGCAGAGCCUGACAGUAAAGUUUUCUUCCAGCUA
Messenger RNA from Dama dama (fallow deer), 2486 nucleotides. It is a transcript of the gene GAS2L1, whose product is annotated as growth arrest specific 2 like 1. The coding region runs from base 157 to 2190 and encodes 677 amino acids. Gene Ontology annotation, molecular function: cytoskeletal adaptor activity; actin filament binding; microtubule binding. The record is from RefSeq and is a predicted model, not a curated record. Lineage: Eukaryota; Metazoa; Chordata; Mammalia; Artiodactyla; Cervidae. Gene Ontology annotation, cellular component: stress fiber; actin filament; microtubule plus-end. The transcript has 6 exons. Gene Ontology annotation, biological process: protein localization to microtubule plus-end; regulation of microtubule polymerization or depolymerization; actin crosslink formation.